CUAGAUAGCAGAAACCGUAACAAGCAAAAAGCACGCAGAGAGAGAAAGGGAGCAGACACAGAGAGAGAGAGAGAGAGAGAGGCGAUGGAGAAGGAGCGAGAGCAGCAAGUUUAUCUGGCGAGGCUCGCCGAGCAGGCGGAGCGAUAUGAUGAAAUGGUUGAAGCUAUGAAGAAGGUUGCCAAGUUGGGUGUGGAGCUGACAGUGGAGGAGAGGAACCUGGUAUCUGUGGGAUAUAAGAAUGUCAUUGGAGCAAGAAGGGCAUCAUGGAGGAUACUGUCUUCCAUUGAACAGAAAGAGGAGGCCAAAGGUAAUGAGCAGAAUGUGAAGAGAAUAAAGGAUUACAGGCAGAGGGUCGAAGAUGAGCUCGCAAAGAUCUGCCAUGACAUAUUAUCUGUCAUUGAUAAGCACCUUAUUCCCUCUUCUACAACUGGAGAAUCAACUGUUUUCUACUAUAAGAUGAAAGGUGAUUAUUUCCGUUACUUAGCUGAGUUUAAAAGUGGUGAUGAUCGUAAAGAAGCUGCAGAUCAAUCACUUAAGGCUUAUGAGGCCGCCACCUCUACUGCAGCCUCAGAUUUGCCUCCUACUCACCCUAUCAGACUUGGCCUUGCUUUGAACUUCUCUGUUUUUUACUAUGAGAUUUUGAACUCUCCUGAAAGGGCUUGCCAUCUGGCUAAGCAGGCAUUUGAUGAGGCUAUUUCAGAGCUUGAUAGCCUUAAUGAAGAAUCUUACAAGGAUAGCACCCUUAUUAUGCAGCUUCUCAGGGAUAAUCUCACCUUGUGGACCUCAGAUCUGCCAGAGGAGGGAGGUGAGCAAUCCAAAGGUGAUGAACCUCAAGCAGAGAGUUAGUUGGAUGGAAGAGCAUUCUUUUAAGAUUGGACUUGUUGAGUAGGGAAGAGCAUGUUAGAGUGACCUGCCUUUUAGUACUAGUUGUAUGAAGAUCUGUUCUAUUGACCAGAUGUUCUUGGAUUCUAAAAUAUUAUUCUUCUGUUAAAACAUAUGUUAGUCCGCCAUUUUAUAGUCCUUUUGACACCUUAAUGUUUUUCAUAUGCAUUUUAUAUCCCUACCUAUUUCUGUUGAUAUAGAUUGUUCUUGGAUGCAUUUGUUUCAUCACUAGUGGAUGUCCAAAUUUGCUGUUACUUUUAGGAAAAUUUCCCAUAAAUUAUUUACAAGGAACGUGAAUGCUCACUUUACUAGUUCCAGUGUUAUCUAUGUUUAUUAAAUUAUUAUUAUUGAUUGAGAUUAUUGAUUGAGACAGGGAACAUGAUUUUGGGGUUUUGCAUUUUUUUUUUUUUUUUGGUUGUUGUGUAAGAUUCUAUUGUAAGAAAAGAGUGUGUAAAUG
Rubroshorea leprosula is the source of this 1339-nucleotide messenger RNA. NCBI's taxonomy places the organism in Eukaryota, Viridiplantae, Streptophyta, Magnoliopsida, Malvales, Dipterocarpaceae. The record is from the annotation of a GenBank genome assembly.